GGUGCACUCGCAGAUCUGGACACUGCUCUAGAAAUAAACCUGACAACAGCUUUGAUCGCAGUUGGGUUUACUAACCGAAGACGCACUCGUCGAAAACAAGGCUAUCGAACUCGAGCAAGCAGAGGAGAGAGUGAGAAAUACCGAUUGUUAAAGGAAUUUGAUGAGACAUUGGCUGAUUUGGACAAGAAUUUUGAGACUGAACCGGACAUUGAAGAAUAG
This is a messenger RNA of Paraglomus occultum, 219 nucleotides long. NCBI's taxonomy places the organism in Eukaryota, Fungi, Glomeromycota, Glomeromycetes, Paraglomerales, Paraglomeraceae. The record is from the annotation of a GenBank genome assembly.